AGUUGGUGCGUGUCAUCCGAACCGGCAAAAUGGUCGGACCCCGAGUUACGCGUCGUUGUCUCUUGUACUAUAUCGUGUUCGCCGCGGCCGCCACGGCCACCGGUGGUGCCGACGGAUCUGUGUACGAAAAGAUACCCUUGGGGGCGAUCUUCGAACAGGGCUCCGACGAGGUGCAGACCGCCUUCAAGUUCGCCGUGCUCAAACACAAUCAGAACAACACGGCCAGGCGAUUCGAACUGCAGGCUUACGUGGACGUCAUUAAUACGGCAGAUGCUUUCAAACUAUCCCGGCUAAUUUGUAACCAAUUUUCUCGAGGCGUGUACUCCAUGUUGGGAAGCGUGAGCCCCGACUCGUUCGAUACGUUACAUUCCUACAGCAAUACAUUUCAAAUGCCAUUCGUGACGCCAUGGUUUCCCGAACAGGUAUUGUCCCCGUCGUCGGGAAUGUUGGAUUAUGCGGUCAGUUUGAGACCAGACUACCACCAAGCCAUUCUGGACACGGUUCGAUAUUACGGUUGGACAAGCAUCAUAUACAUGUACGACUCGCACGACGGGCUUCUACGACUGCAACAACUUUACGAGGCUCUGGACUUAAGACCGGACAGCCUAAAAGUGGAAAUGGUAAAACGCGUUCAAAACGUUUCUGACGCAAUGAACUUUGUGCAUCAAAUCGAACGAGCCGACAGAUGGGGCAAAAAAAGAAUUAUACUCGAUUGCCCAACGCAACUUGCAAAACAAAUAGUCGUAUCACACGUGAAGGAUAUUCAGCUGGGAAAAAGAACUUAUCAUUAUUUGCUAAGCGGAUUGAUUAUGGACGACCAUUGGGAAACCGAAGUAGUCGAGUACGGGGCUAUCAACAUAACUGGAUUUAGAGUGUUGGACGUUAACCAGCGAGCAGUUAAACACUUUCUGUCGGAAUGGAAAAAACUCGAUCCCAGCGCUUCACUGGGAGCAGGAAAAGAUACGAUUUCUGCGCACGCCGCUCUGAUGCACGACGCCGUCCUGGUGCUGGUGGAGACGUUCAACAAGCUGCUGUGGAAGAAACCGGACACGUUCAAGUCGACCACCAAGCGGACUCUGGUCAACGGCAACUCGUCCAGCAUUUCGUCGUCUCAGAUUUCUGGGCCGGACUGCAAUGCUGGCCACGGUUGGGUCAACGGUUGGGAGCACGGAGACAAGAUAUCCCGGUACUUGAGAAAGGUGGCGAUAGAAGGACUGACCGGGCCAAUAAUGUUCAACGACGACGGGAAACGUUACAAUUACACUCUACACGUGGUACAAAUGACAAUAGACAGUACCAUAACCAAAAUUGCCGAAUGGUCGGAUACAGAUGGCUUUAAAACUGUCAUUAGCAAACCGGAAAGGGUUCAGUCGUUGGGUCAUCCGCAUAAAGGCAACGGCACAUUGAUCGUGGUCACGGCAGCGGAAGAGCCUUUUAUGAUGUUGAAAAAAUCUGGAGAACCUUUAACGGGAAACGAUCAGUUCGAAGGAUACUGCAGAGAUCUGACUACGUUGCUGGCAGAAAAAAUUGGAAUAAAAUAUGAGUUUCGAAUAGUCAAAGAUAACAAAUACGGUGUAGAAAACCACGACAUGAAAGGCGGAUGGGACGGCAUGAUCGGAGAAAUAAUUAGAAAGGAAGCCGACUUGGCGAUAGCGCCUCUGACUAUCACGGCGGAACGGGAGAAGGUGGUGGAGUUCAGCAAGCCAUUCAUGUGGACGGCUUUGAACAUUAUGGUGAAAAAGCCGACCAAACACAAACCUGGAGCGUUUAGCUUCCUGACACCCAUGUCCCGUGAAGUGUGGAUCAGCGUGGGAUUUGCCUAUAUUGCCGUCGUGAUCGUCAUGUAUGUGGUAUCAAGAUUCUCGGCCCAUGCCGCGGCCGCUGCCCAUGUCAGACCCGUUACCUACGGCCUCAGCGGAAGCGGUAGCGGCGGAGCCCACGAACUUCAACAGACCAUCCCCCCGCCGCCGCGGUUCGUCCACAAUCCUUUCACGCUGGCCAACAGCAUGUGGUUUGCCGUGGCUGCCAUCACACAGCAAGCAUGUGACAUCGCACCCAGGACUAUGCCGGGUCGUAUCGUCGGAGCGUUUUGGUGGUUUUUCACCGUCAUACUGAUAUCGUCUUACGUGUCCAACUUCACCGCCUAUUUGACCCUGCAGAAGUUAAACUUGCCCAACGAAGACUCAGCCGCACAGACCGAAGUCGAAUACGGCGUUCUUUCCCACGGAUCUACGCGGGAUUUUUUCAAAAGGUCGCAGAGCUCGCUGUACGGCAAAACUUGGCAGUACAUGAACGCCAGGAAGCCCGUGUUCGUGGACACAUACGACCAAGGCAUCCGGCGGGUGCGGAACUCCAACGGCAAGUUCGGUAUGCUCAUCGAGUCGCCAAAAGGGGACUACACCAACCAGAGGAAACCCUGCGACACCAUGUACACCAGUCGUCACCGGGACGUCAAGGGAUACGGCGUGGCCAUGCCCCUGGGAUCGCCUCUCAGAAAUCGAAUAAACGCCGCCAUUGCGCAAUUGUCAGAGAGCGGUGAACUGUCGAAGCUCGAAAGCAAAUGGUGGGAAGACAGAGACGAGUGCGGCUAUGAAGCGAAGGAGUCCUUCCGGUACGCCGAGUUGACGUUAAACAACAUCGCCGGUAUAUUCUACAUACUGGUGGUGGGUCUGAUCGUCGGCAUCGCCGUGGCGCUUUUCCAGUUCUGCUACCGGAUGCAUUCGGAUCAAGCCAACUCCAAGUUUCAGCUUCCCGAUGCCGUGAAAACCGUCAACAAAUACAAGAACAGGCACGACCCCGAGAACGGAAUCAGGGAGACUCCGGUCGACAUGUGCCGAGUCAUCGGUACGUAGAACCAGACAAACACAUGUCCUCGCUGUCUACUAAAAUGUCCCGGCACUGAUUUUUGAUGAUAAACAGUACACUCCUAAACGGGACACGAUGUACAUAAUAUUAUGGAAAACCCUACAAGCUUAGUAUAUAGGGAUUCGGUUUUCGGAUUUGGACGAGGAAAAACGUGUAAGCCACUGGCCGUAUAGUUGUAAUUAUUGUUGUUUAUAAUCUGUUUGUAAAUUGAUAUCUUUUUCUAUCUUGUGUUAUGUAUCAUUAUUAUUAUUAAGUGUUUAACAGAGGUUCUCUCUUUCUCUAUCUCGCAAUGUACAGUAACAUUAUAUAAAAAAAAAAAAAGUAUAUUUGUUUUUUUUUUAAUUUCACGUCAGUAAAAAAAUAAAAAAUUGAAAAAAGAGAAUAUUUUUUUUUUAUAGCCACAUACCCUCCGUGUUAAAUAUGUCUAAAACAAUAUCAUCAGUCAAACCCCUGUCUAUAUAAACGUCUAAUCGUUUUAUUGAUGUUUCCUUUUCUUCUGAAAGUUUAUAUAGAUGAAAUAUUACGUUAUUAUUUUUUCAACGAACAUGCAUGUAUAUUAAUAUUAUAUAAUACA
Messenger RNA from Adelges cooleyi (spruce gall adelgid), 3439 nucleotides. RefSeq names its product glutamate receptor 1-like. Gene Ontology annotation, biological process: synaptic transmission, glutamatergic; modulation of chemical synaptic transmission. Gene Ontology annotation, cellular component: postsynaptic membrane; plasma membrane. The record is from RefSeq and is a predicted model, not a curated record. The transcript is spliced from 20 exons. Gene Ontology annotation, molecular function: transmitter-gated monoatomic ion channel activity involved in regulation of postsynaptic membrane potential; glutamate-gated receptor activity. The coding region runs from base 30 to 2852 and encodes 940 amino acids. Lineage: Eukaryota; Metazoa; Arthropoda; Insecta; Hemiptera; Adelgidae.